Molecule: messenger RNA, 2771 nt
Organism: Ornithodoros turicata
Lineage: Eukaryota; Metazoa; Arthropoda; Arachnida; Ixodida; Argasidae
Product: protein RCC2 homolog
Exons: 11
Coding region: 248-1810 (520 amino acids)
Biological process (GO): negative regulation of GTPase activity
Cellular component (GO): membrane
Molecular function (GO): small GTPase binding
Source: RefSeq, a predicted model, not a curated record
UACCCUAAAAUCGCUGUGAGCCACUCUGAGCUGCAUGCCUUACUGUACUUCUUCACUUGAUACCGUUUUCAUGGGUGACCUGGGCGACGAUGCCUAUUGUGAAUUGGGAGAACCGCCGACAAGCAGGCCGGCACAACAGCGGCGGCGCGCACCGGCCAGAGGGCGCAGCUGACGCUGCCAUCUCAGUGCCAUCUCUCUCUCGGAAACCAUAUUGCUUUGGCGGUAUUUACAUUGUAGUUUAGGUAGAAUGGAAGCCAAACGACGCAAAGUUGACGGUGAGCAUGUUGAAGCGCCUGCUGCGGGAGAGGACCUCCACAACAAAGAGACAGACCAUGAGAUGGACAAUGGCGUUACCGAUCUCGAAGGAGCGAGUAGUCCUGACGCUACUGAGAACACCACCGACAAUCAUGACAAGGAUGAAAAGCUGGUGGACAAGAAAGGAAAUGGGGCUUCGUCACCCGAGCCAGAUAACAGCGAUAAAGAUGGAGAUGCCAACAGUGCUGUGUCAAACGACAGCCAAGACAAAAAGCGUGGAUUUAGGGUGGAAAGCAAAGGUACCGCGGGGUCUGUUCUCUUUUCCGGCGGCACCAGCUGGGACACCCUGGGACGGAGGACGAGGGACAAGCAGAAGCAGGCGGCCAAGUGCGACCGCAACCUAUGGGGUCCUCAUAGGGUCACCUGCCUGAAUGACAUCAGAGUAAAGGCAGCUUAUUCGGGCUGCUCAGCGUGCCAUACUGUGCUCAUCAGCGAAGAAGGCAAGGCCUACACAUGGGGGCGCAACGACAAAGGGCAACUUGGCCACAUUGACCUGAAGAGGAGGGACACCCCUGCCCUCGUGGACACGCUGAAGGAGACAGUGGUUGUGAGUGCGGCCUGUGGGCGCUCUCACACGCUCUUUCUCACCGACCACGGCAGUGUUUUCAGCUGUGGAGACAACAAGAUGGGCCAGUGCGGCGUCGGGUCACAGAACCAAUCCAUUCAUGUUCCUACGCGGGUGGUGUUUAAGGUGCGCCCUGUGGUGCGUGUUUCGUGCGGAGGAGAGUUCAGCGUCAUGGUUGACUGCCGUGGCGCCGUCUACACAUUUGGAUGUCCUGAAUAUGGUCAACUAGGUCACAACACAGACGGACGUUACUUUGUAUCGAGCAACAAGCUGCAGUUCAAGUGUGAGCUUGUACCGCGGAGAGUGCAGAUCUUCAUCGACAAAACUAGGGAAGGACAUGUGGUUCCCGUCGAUGAUGUCACAAUUGUGGACGUGGCUUCUGGACUUAAUCACACGAUUGCUCUAGAUAACAAGAAACGUUGCUUCUCCUGGGGGUUUGGCGGGUACGGCCGCCUCGGUCACAACGAACCCAAAGAUGAGAUGGUCCCGAGAAUGAUAAGGGCCUUUGAUGGGCCCAACAGGGGCGUACGCACCAUCUAUGCCGGAGGAACGUACAGCAUGGCAGUUGGCGAACUCGGUGUCCUGUACUUCUGGGGGAUGAACAACCACGGAGGAGAGGCAACCAUGUACCCCAAGCCCAUUCAGGACCUGACCGGGUGGAACGUGCGAGACAUUGGUUGCUCUAACAAAAGCAUAGUGGUCUUGGCAGAUGAGAGUGUCAUCUCCUGGGGACCCCAUCCUACCUAUGGCGAGCUUGGCUACGGUGAAGGAAGACAGAAGUCUUCGACCACCCCUCAGGAAGUGCGCCUGCUGGAAGGCAUCCAUGUGCACACGGUGACGUGCGGCCUGGGCCACUCUGUCUACAUAGCACGUGACGACACUGAGGAAGAACGGGCGCGCAUUCGCAAGUUGCCAGAGUUUAUCCCUUGAGCCAUCUCUACCCCUGGAUGUCCCUUCGCGACCAUUGUCCACAGUGUUUUUUUUUUUUUUUUUUUUUUCUGCAUUGUGUUCUUUUUUUUUUUUUUUUUAAGGGAUGAGUUGCGCCACAACCGACAUGUAGAGUCGUACAUCUUGAGUGACUGUUUUUUUUUUUUUUUUUUUUCCUUCUCUCUCAUAUUUUAUGUGCAUCCUUCGGACACCUAUUUCCAUUCCAUUGUCACAUGUACAUUGAGAUCAUUUUUGAGAUUGUACAUAGAAAUUACGGCAUUCCUAAGACACACACCCUUUCACCCUCUGUAGCCACGUAAUACCAUUUUGCUAUGUAUUUUUUUUUUUUUUUUUUAUUCUGCCCCAGUUGAGUGUGAAAUUUUUUUUGCCACAGCAGAAUCUCCCCAUGGAGGCUGGAAUCCAAGUAGCCGAGGAACGCUUUCGGGCGACAAGUGCGUCCCUUUAUUUAUGCGUGAGGGAAACCUCUUUGUGAACAUUGCUUUUUAUCCCCGAAGAGGCGUUUAACUUUCACUUUACUGAGCGUGGAUUCGGUUGACUAACGGGAACAUCCCCAGCGUUUUAAGAAGAAUGGAUCGCGGCAAAGCCUGUCGCACGCGCGUUUUUUUCGUUGCAGGUAUCCUCUAACGAUCCGAAAUGAUGUAUUUUUGCUAAGAGUUUUACACGAUUCUGUUUGAGUUGCUUCCACGGAAAUGUUACGGAACUUGCCAGCAAUAAAUAUCUGUCGUCGGGGCGUCGUUUUUUUUUUUUUCUUUCUUUCUCUCUCUCUUUGGUUGUGAGAGGGGGGUACUUCACUGGAAUUCUCUGAAGACAGUUGCUCAGUUCCAUUUUUUUUUUUUUUUCUGUUUCUGUACGUCACAAUGCGUCCCAUCUGACAGGUUCUCUCGGACGUCUGUGUAUGAUCUCAAGUUUGACACGCUUUUAUAAUAAAAUGGUUGUUCCUGGA